Messenger RNA from Cucurbitaria berberidis CBS 394.84, 2170 nucleotides. RefSeq lists its product as uncharacterized. The record is from RefSeq and is a predicted model, not a curated record. Bases 302 to 1981 code for a protein of 559 amino acids. NCBI's taxonomy places the organism in Eukaryota, Fungi, Ascomycota, Dothideomycetes, Pleosporales, Cucurbitariaceae. The transcript is spliced from 3 exons.
UGAAUGAUUCGUGGUGGUAAAGAGAAGCUUCACGUGCUAGCUAGUGGGUUCCUCCGCGCCGUUUGGGUCGUUACAACAACAACAAUAAAACCGCCGCAACGCCCGGUCCGAGCGCGUCUACUCCAAUUCAGGCUUGAUUUUUUCUCACAUCAUUUUUGGGCUCCUGUCGGAUUCUCAUUUGUCGCACGCGGAACGUUUUGGGGUUUCGCAUCGUAUCUUGGGGUUGUCUGUCAGGACUCUACGAGACCUUCCGCAGUGUCUAGCUGUAGUAUACGCAUUUUUCGUCAUCUCCUUCAUCCCGAUGGCAUCUUUGCCCAAGAACAAUGCCUUCGGUGCCGGCAGCCCGAGCUGGAACCUUCCCUUCCCCGAUGGCAACAUGACAGCCGCUGAGAUUCUAGCCUACCUUCCGCAUUGGCUCAAGUCGAUAGAUGUCAUUGAUCGCCUCGUCGCGAACGGCGGCAGGUCUGCCAUCAUUGCCGCAAUGAUCAAUGAGUUCAGGCACCAGCCAACCGGCGAGAUCUUUCAGGCCAACUCAGUGCAGAUUAUGAUGUCUUAUGCGAUGCGCCGCGCUGGCUAUACAGACUGGACUGUUGGUACGCAUGAGCUGUGGAAACGUGAGAGUGAUUCAGACGAGGAGAAUCUCAGCGUGAAGGACUUCCGCCCGCCUCGCCUCACUCACCCAAAGACUGUCGCCAAACGCAAUCGACAAGACCUCGCACGCAAUUACGAAGCAGAACCGAUUGAAUUCAAAGACCUAGCCCUUCACGUGAAGAAGCAUCCUGCAGACGCUGAUGCCCUUGACCUCACCCGCUGCAUACAAUACGCGCUUACCCACCAACACGAGAAGUGGCUCUUUCCCACCGACUUCAAGCGCCUCGUCAUUCACCUAGGAGGUCCGGCUCAAAUCGAUCACCUUCACCACGAUAGACAAGUAUUUGCUCGCCGCGAAAACCUCGUCACUCCGGCUAAACCAACACCUCGGAAGUUCAACCGCACAAUGAAAGCCGAAGUUACACCUCGACGCCGAAACAAGCCCCCGACUCAUAUUGAGAAAGCAUUGUCUCUGUCUCAGUCAGGUACAACAGGGAGUAUGACACCUCGGAAACGAGGCAGUGAGGAUUUGGGUAGGAUCCUUUUGGGUAGUCAGAGGAGGAGUGGAAGGCUUGCUGGGAAAGCUAUCAAUUUGUGCGAAGAAGACUCAGAUGCUACGGACAAUGAUGUCUUUGACUCUGCUUACUCUGGCUACUCUACGCCCGCUAAGAAGCGUAAAAUCUCCCUCACCCCGCCCACGCCCAUCUCGCCCUCCAACGACAGCGAGUUUGUGCAAGAUGACUCCGAACCCGACGACGAUAUUGCGGAAGCAGAAGACGCAAGCGAGGAAGACGCUCUCUCGCUUUCCUCUGGCCCGCGGGGUCGUGCUGCAGCGAGAAAGGCACGGCAGAACAUCCAGUCUUCAUUCACGAGCAAUCGUACUCCUCUGAUCCUAAAAGUAUCGAAGCUCGCACCGUCACCGGAAAAGAAGUUAAGGACGCCCCCGCCACAGAAGCCCGUUCCCACGUACAUCCAUACGGUCGUCAGCCCAGAGGUGAUGGAAGCAGUCAAGCAGUUCGCUCAUCGCACGCCCGUACUGCUCCAGCCGCCCGUACUUUCCGCAAACCGUCUGCGCGUCGAUGCUGCAAGCAUCUAUCUCUAUGCCUCCGAAGGCUGUAGCAACCCCAAAGAAAUGUGGGAGUCUGCACUGUCGUGUACACGAUUCGGUGGACCCCGUCGCCACGCACCCUUCCGUGAGUUACACCGCUUGACGGACCCGGAUAUGAUGGAUGGAAGUGAUUGGGCCGAAAACAUUCGCUGGGCAAAGGAGCAAAAUUUGGCCUUUGGAAGCAAGACUUGGACGGAGUACGACUACCAUCUUGAGAUGAUUACGCAGGCUAGGCGGGAGACGAUGUGGGUAAGCGAGGAGCUCAUUAGGAUGGGGAUGUAGAAGAGAGUUUUCUGCAUGUACCGGUGGAUUAGCCACUACAUUCGGGGUACAAUUGGCAGUACACAGCUGAUCUAAUCUUGGCAGCGUUGGGCAUAGUCAGCAAAUGUGCUGCGAUGGCCAUGACGGACAAGUACUUGCAUAUCGCGUAUAUGUAUGCAUACAAUAGGACUAGACGUAGUCCUGUAUACU